This is a messenger RNA of Cuscuta europaea, 1593 nucleotides long. The record is from the annotation of a GenBank genome assembly. NCBI's taxonomy places the organism in Eukaryota, Viridiplantae, Streptophyta, Magnoliopsida, Solanales, Convolvulaceae.
AAUGGGGGAGUAUUUCAUAAACAAAUUCCUGCAAAUCGCGAGACCAGCUCACCAGCUGCUAUUUGGUCUUCUCCGGCAUCUCUUUUGUAGUAAUUAAACUAAUAAUAAUAAUUGAAUGUGUUCCCUCAGAUCCACCAGCACCAGAACUUGCAUUGGUUGGAUCUGAUCGGAGCCCUUUCAAAAAAUUUCAAUCGCUCAUCUCAAGUUGGAUCACAUAUACUUCUCCAUCUCGUCGUUCUUGAUCAUUUUUCGUUUUCCAUAUUUGUUAUUAUGAGGUUUUGAGUAUCGACGUUGCUGCGACUUGCAUAAUCCAUAACAUUCUCGAACAAAAACAUUCGGAGUAUAAAACAAGAUAAAAAGGUUGGAGCUUCGAGGAAUGGGUUCGUUAUCUGCAAUCAGCGAGGAUCUCGCUGAAAUUGAGGGACAGAUUUGGGAUAUCUUUCGAGCUCUGACGAAUGGGUUUCAGAAAUUGGAGAAGAUUAAGGAUCCCAACAGGCAGAGCAGGAUGCUGGAGGAGCAUACUGAGAAGAUGCGAAAUUGUAAGAGGCUGAUUAAAGACUUUGACUCAGAAGCAAAAAAAUUGGAGCAUAGAAAUGAUGCAAACACGAACAAGAUGCUCAAUGAGAAAAAACAAGCAAUGAUCAAAGAGCUGAACUCAUUUGUUGCUUUGAAAAAGAAAUAUGCAGCCAGUCGUGACAACAGACGAGUAGAUCUCUUUGAGGGCCCUAGUGAAGGUUUUGCUGAGGAGAAUGACUUGCUUGCUUCAAAUAUGAGUAAUCAAGAGCUAAUGGAUCAAGGGAAUCAUAUGAUGGGCGAGACCGAUCAAGCUAUUGAUAGAGCACAAAAGGUGGUGCAUGAAACUAUUAGUGUUGGAACUGAAACUGCAUCAGCUCUCAAAGCACAGACUGAACAAAUGAGUCGGAUUGUUAAUGAAUUGGAUUCAAUCCAUUUCUCUAUUAAGAAGGCUUCUCAACUGGUCAAGGAAAUUGGAAGGCAGGUUGCAACCGAUCGUUGUAUAAUGGCAAUGCUCUUUCUCAUCGUGCUCGGUGUCGUUGCAACCAUUAUUUUGAAGAUUGUUAAUCCCCAUAGCAAGGACAUCAGGGACAUUCCGGGAUUAGCUCCCCCAGCUCCCGCUCGAAGACUGCUUUCAUAUCCUAACUGAAAGUCCACAUUGACUCCCCAUGUAGGCAUAUUUUACACAAGAAUGUGUUCUUAAGCUUGUGGGGCACUAUAGGAGAAGCAGAACAUCCAGUCGUGGGAUGGAGGAGAUGAGGAGAAGUGGACUUGAUUGAUCAUAGCUUCGACAUUCUUUGACCUUAUUGCUAACUUUCAGAUGAUCAUACUUUGUUUAUUGAAUAGACUGGUAUUUGAAGUUCAGUCUAUUCUGGCUUAUGUAUGCAUAAUGCAUUGCAAAGCUAUAUUUAGAGAUGAAGGGAAACCUAUCCUUAUACAAGACCUGAAAUGAAGUUUGUGAAUACAUUCCAACACUGUCAAGACUCAAGAGCCAAACAUAUCUUGAAAUGCAUAUAUAAUAUUACUUCGACUUUCUAUAAAGAGAUUCAUGUUUGAUUAUAGUACUUUUUAAGUUUGUUC